Pelodiscus sinensis (Chinese soft-shelled turtle) is the source of this 6608-nucleotide messenger RNA. The record is from RefSeq and is a predicted model, not a curated record. Lineage: Eukaryota; Metazoa; Chordata; Testudines; Trionychidae.
GUAAGUAGUUGUCUUGACUAAGGGAUAAGCCUAGACUUAUCGGUUAGUCAACUAGUUGACCACUCGCUUACAUCCCUAAUCAGGUGUCCUACUGAAUUCAAUGGAGCUACUAACUUGAAUAGAAUUACACAUCUAAUGGAUACAGCACAGCAGUGUACCAGUUACAAGCUGUUAGAAGCAGAGACUGUAUUUUGGGAAUUGUACCAGUACCAACCAUAUUUUUAGUUUUUAAUGAUAAUAAGUGAUCAAGAUAUAAUGGGUCUGUUCAUCAUAUUCAAACCACUUAAAUUAAACUGGGGAGAAAAAUCAUUAAUUGUCUUGUUGAUUAGUGUACUGAAAUAUUUAUAUUGCAUUGCAUAGAGGUCAUGAGAACUGCCUAUGAAUCAAAUUCAAAUACAUCUAGAAGACCCCACUAAGUUCACCUGAUGAGAUAUUUUUUAAAAAUCAGCUAUGUAGAAAGCUUUCUUCUGCAUUACCCUGUCAGCUAGUUUUUCACACGUGAUUUUCUGCAUAAUCAUCUUCUGUUCCCCAUGUUUCUUUUGUUGUGUCUGGCCACUUAGCAGAUUUAUCUGGUCCUAAAGGCACAAGGUGAAGCUAAAGCACAAGUCAUCUCACUCCUGAAGGAUGGUUUAGGUGCAGAAAAGUAUAUGUUUGCAACAUACCUUUAUAUCUGCUUCCUGCCUGUGUGACACUUUAGAAUGUAGUAGAGAGUAGGAGGCAGGCAGGAAUGACCAAGUUUCCUGACUGCAAAAUAUUAUUUUUUACAGUUAUUAUGGAUAGAUCCUCUGCCAUCAGCCUGAAGAAAACUCUGGGAUUUUAAAAAAAUGGAAGCAGUUGGUGGGCUCCACUCAGGCCAUCGCUUUAGUUCUGCAUCUUUUUUUCUAGCGGCAUUCAUUGUAUGUCCUUAAGAUGGAGUGCGGAAAGUGGGAUAUGGAAACACAUACUCUCAAAGAUGAGGACCAUAUGUCUGAGUGGACUGCCAAUGAUCCAGCAAGACUGGUGCCAUCUCCUAGCAAAAUCACUGAGAAGAAUGUGUCCUUUUUGCCCAGGGGCCAGAUAAACAGCACAAACAGCUCAUCUAACAAGCAGUUUACACCCUUCUGUUACUCUGCAAAUAGCAGUGUGACGGACAGUAAUGGCUGCUCAUCAGGUAACUGGUUCCAUAGCCAGCCUUUUCAGGAUGCAAAGCAACUAAACUAUUUGGCCAACUCUGCUCUUUUUCCUCAUUUGUUGGCAUCCAGUGUGACUCAGACUGGAAUUGUUCAGGUCAGUAAAAGUAGUGACUUGGAUAGGCUCAGUCCUGCAGCCAUUCCUGUUCCUCAGAUAAGCCAGGAAACCAUAUGCUACAACAAAAACAUGGAACAGAGCCCAGGACAGCAGGAACAGGUGAUGAUGGAGCAGAUGGAGCAGCUGCAAAGGCUGGUAACUGAACAACAGAAAAUCAUCACAUACUAUAACCCAGGUUUUUCAGUCUAUCCUGGCACACCUUCUCAUCUAGUUGCCAUGAUGCCAACACUUUCAAGGUUUCCUGCUGCUUUAUUUCCUGUCCAGCUCCCUUCAGAGAAUUCUCCACAAGCCCAGAACCAUGUACACAUACAAACCAGUCCAUCUGUAACACAGACUACCAUUCAGAGAGGUCCCCCAGCAUCCUCACCCAAUAAUAGCUGCUCUGAAGCCUUAGGGGAGCACCCACAACCUCCAGUUCCAGAUGAAAGCCCACUAAAGGAAGAGGCUUGUCCUAAAACUUUGCCUGCCAUUAAAGAAGAAGAGGAAGAGCAAAAUGAUGAACAGAUUCCCCUUUCCCCUUUUGGUGUAAGAAUGAACGCAAGGACUAAAAACUUGGAAGACAGACCAAUCAGACCAGGAAUUGGUGUACGACAGAAGACUUUUGAAGAAUUUGUUGAAGAGCAACUUAAAGUAGAUUCUCAAAUAAUAGAAACCCACCAGCAGAACUUCUGUGAGGCUAAAGUGACUCCUCGGAAAUCUUUCCUGAAACGUGGAGAAGGCAUUGCAAGACUUGAAAAAAAUAAAGAGAACCUUGUGAAAGAACAAACCAAACAUCCCAGAAGAGUUAGUUUUGAUUGCCAGAAUCUCUUCUCUUGGCCCUGCCAGCAGGAUGCAGGAAAAUCACAGCUGGGGAAACAUUUAAAUAGUUUAAAUAGGCGGGCCAGCAGCCCCACAGUUCUGGUCUCUAGUGAGAAGAAUACAGAUUGCAUCAUGUCCAUGAGUGAAAUAAAGGCUCAGGUUGACAGUAAGACAAGCGAUCCUGAGCAAUGCCCAUCAGAAAGAAGAGAAGGAGGUGGCAGAGUAGAGGGUGCAAAAGAGGAUCCUGCUGUAUCACUGAAGAUGAAUUGGGCUGAACUCCUGCAGCAGUGUCAGCAACAGAUGACUGAAAUGAAGCUACAAGUAGGUGAGAAAAAUACAACUCAAUGUCCUGAUUCUCUAAGACAAACAGACAGAGCAGACAAAAGUUCUAUGGAAUCUAUAGUUCAAAAGGACCUAGAUAUUGUGGAGCAGCUUCUGAAGGGCAAUCUAACUCAGACAGCAGAAAAGCCCUUGGAAAUCCUUCAAGAAGGCUCUAAGCUUCAGAAUUUAGAAGGAAGCCAAACCAAGCAGAUGGACUGGAGCACAGGCCUCAACUUCACAUCAAGCAUGGAAGGAAUUAGCAGUUAUCCCGGUGAAGAUUACACUGUGAGCAAAGGCCCAGAGAGCUUAGGAGGAACCACCACUGGAUUUAAGAUGGUCAAUGACAGAAUAAUGAAAGUUACCCACAAAUCAACUCAAGGCAUGGACAGAAAAAAGGGCGUCACUUCUUCCUGCCACCAGCAAGAGUGGCAAAGCAGUAGAAGUAAUGCCAACUGGUGGAAUGCUCAACUUUUGUCCAGUGGGUCAGGUUGCACAUCCACGGACAGUGAGGAUGACCCCAAAUCUCAUUGCACUAAGAAUCCCACAAUGCACAUGCCUCAGGGAGUAGGUUGCACAGACAAAAAUUUGGAUCUCUCUGAUGCUGAUUAUGCUAGCGAUGAGCCCAGUGGAGCAGAAGAUCUGGCCCCAAGAAAGCACAUCAAGCCACUUCCAAAGAACCUGGGGGCUCCAGAGAUAAAAGGCAAGCAGGAUCUUUUCCUCAGCACAAGCAGCAGUGAGUCUGGCAAUGGAGUAGCCAAGCUGAAAGUAAAUAAGGCUUGCUCUUCUCUUCGAAAGGCUCCUUUUCGGCACCCAAGAUCUGUGAAAGAUGAAAGAGAGCUCAAGACAAAAAGUGAGAAGAGUAAUGUUGGGGAUGUUAAAAAUUUAGAUCUGCAGUCAUUACCCUCAUUCCCUGCAUUCAAAAUUAAAGAAACCCUUGCAGAAGAGCAGGCACAAGGAAAACUGGUUGUGGGUACUCUAGAAGCAGUUCAGAGAAGGCUUACUGACCAGUUAGAGGAAAUGGAGAAGGAGGUUGGCAUGUAUCAUCAUGAAGCGCCUCUGCUUACAAGAAUGAAAGAAGAACAAGAAAAAGCAAGACAUUUUCUCAGAACACGAAUGGAUCAGUUUCAAACCAACAAGGCUCAAGACCUCAAUCACUUGGAAGAAUAUAGGAGAGACCACAUUCACACACCGCAGAAAGAAAAGGUUGAACUUAAGAAGCAUGCAACAGCAGCUAGAAUCAGUAGGGAGGAAGUGAAAUCAGAAGAAAUACAAAUGUUAAAACAGCAGAUUGCAAGGCUCCAGGAGGAUUUCAGGAGAAAUGAGUCCCACUGGCACGCUGCCCAUGGCAAGCUAAAAAGUCAAAUUGAGAUUCUGACCAAACAGAACCUAGAGCUUCAAGAGGAGCUCAGAGUUUCAGAGCACCAGAGGCUGAAAGCAGAAAAAAAUCCUGGAGCUGUGGAUUUCAUAAGCAGAAAAUCAGAAACUCCGGUUUCUGAAGCUAUUUUGAGAGGGACAUCAUCUGUGGCUAACCUGGAAGAAAGGCCAUUGCGAGGUAACCCUAAGAGUCGCAGUACCACUCCAGUGGGGAGGAAAACGCCAGUGGAGAAACAACCCCCCGGAAAUGUGACUAUGAAAGCAAUGAAAAGUAAAGUGGAAAGGAUGGAGUCUUUGAAAUCAGUAACAAGGGAAGCCCGAGAAAAGACACCCUCUAAUCAGUUUCAUAGCAGAAGUUCAACACCCACUGGCAGAAGAACACCCCAUCACGGAAGAUUAACACCAUUUGAGCCAGAGAAGGUUAUGCAUCAAUCAUCUCAUGAUAAACAAAGAAUCUAUAGCAGGAAGUCACCUGUCCCUUCUGUCUCACACCUGAGUGUGCCAAAGGAAACCAACUCAUCUUAUACAAAAGGCAGAUAUUCAUCCACCUCAGGCAGUUCAGAGGACACAGUCCUCUUUCGCAGCCAGAACCAUGAUGUGUGUAACUCAACGUCCUACAGUAACAAUGAGGAACCACAGCAUUCUCCUCCAAAAUCAACAUUAUCUAGAAGAUCUUUGCUCUACAAAGAAAACAAAAAAAGCAGUGAGGUGGUGCGAGAAAAAAUAGAGUAUGCAGAUGGCAAGGUAGAAGAGGUGCUUACUGAUGGACGUCGAAUCAUUACUUUCCGCAACGGUACCAAGAAAGAGAUCAGUGCUGAUAAAAGGAUGACGGUGGUUACUUUUUUCAAUGGAGACGUAAAGAAGAUCAUGCCGGAUCAGAGAGUGAUUUAUUAUUAUGCAGAUGCACAGACAACCCAUACCACUUAUCCAAAUGGCUUGGAGGUGCUGCAGUUCCCUAACAAUCAGAUAGAAAAACACCACCCCGAUGGCACCAAAGAAAUUGUGUUCCCAGAUCAGACAGUGAAACGCUUCUGUGAUGGCGGGCUGGAGGAAACGGUUUUUCCAGAUGGUACGGUAGUAAAAGUAGAAAAGAAUGGCGAUAAAAUGGUGAUGUUCAGUAACGGGCAGAGGGAGAUUUACACACCACAGUUCAAGAGGAGGGAAUACCCCGAUGGCACUAUAAAGACAGUGUACUCCAGUGGCCAACAGGAAACAAAGUAUUCUUCUGGACGGGUUCGAAUCAAAGACAGAGAGGGCAAUAUCAUCCUUAAUAAGAAGUGAUUCAUCUCUUCGAGUUGCAGGGUUGUAUGUGGAUCAUGUAAGCCAGUUUGUGGUUGAGAUUUGUUAUUAUUUUACAGUGUAGAUAGCUGUAUCCUGUGGAAGUGCAGCAGUCUGAUAUGUUUUUUUCUCUUGUCUCUUUGCCUAGCUUUUGGUUCCUUGAAAGAAUUAGGGCCUGACUGUAAGUGGGCCUGAGUACCCACAAUGUCUAUCAAAGUUAAUUAAGGAUCAGGCUCACAAUGAGUUGUGUUCUCUAAAAUUAUAAAUGAAUGUCAUGUGCCUCAAGGAAAGCCAGAAACCUGCCUAUCUCCUGCAGCAGUCAGUGUAUAUUACAUUGGAGCUACUUUCACCCAUGUGGUCACAAGGAGAUGUCAAUCGACAUUUCACUUCCUCCACCAGGUGUAAGGAAGAACCAAUGGAUUAAGAGACUGAGCAUAUGAUUUGAUAUGUCUGGAUUCCCAUGGACCACGUGUUCCCAUUCCCAGCAGAUAUGUAGGAUUGAAUUCUACUUGCAUUCACUGAAUUUUGGUUGAACUACAGUUUACUGGGAGGGUGUUUCUUGAACAAGGCUUCUAAAACUGUACUCAAACCUGCCCUGAACAGAAAUGAACCAACUAAUGGUACUUUCUGUGUAUGCUUGCUGACCUUGCCCAAAAUUUCCUUUCCCCUUACUUGGAUACCAGUUGGCUCCUCUGUCUAUCCCAGCAGGGUCUGCAUUUCAAUGGCAUUAUAUGUAAGCCCCAUACUUGUAAGGCACAUUGAGAUCCUGUGGAAUGAAAAACACAAUAUAAAUGCAAAAACUAUUGUUUUUAUUAUUCAGCAUGAUAGAUGCCUCCCAGACAUGCUGCAUUAAAUAAAAUAAUUAAUGCGAAUGCAGUUUAUUAAGUAAAAAUCUAAAGAUCAUGGUCCAGUUCCCCAGACUUUAAUAGAGCCAUGUUGAUUUACACUCCAUGAAGUUCUGGACUGAUGUAGUUAAUUUUACAAAUAUUUCUAGUUAAUUUGUCUGGCUGGCUGGCUGGCUAUGUCUGCACUGAAGAGCUUUUCUGGGAUACCAGAGGCUUUUUCAGAAAAGCCUCUUUUGGAAAAAAAGUGGAAAAAUGCAUAUCUUUUUCCAACUUUUCUUUGCAGUGUAGACCUAUCCUCAGUCUUUCUCUCUUCAGCAUUAUUUAAUUUUGUUUUUACUCAAGCACAAAAAUACAUGUGUAAACUCUUGCACUCUCAUCUAGCAGCCUACCUUUAUUCUUUCCUCGCAUGCAAGUGUAAAAUAAUUGCAAAAUUCUGCAAUUCUUCAUUUCUCCGUUUUGUUUCUUGCAGCUUAGGAUACAAAUUUGCAUUCAAAUUAUUUUGCAGUCUGGAAAACAUAGUCUGACUAGAGAGAAAGUGUACGAAACAAGUUAUUUCCCAUUAAUAUUGAUCCCAGACUACAAUGCAUAAAAAUGUAAUUACUCUUUUAUAAGUAUUUGAUGAUUAAUACAUUCUGUAAUUUGGUUGUGAUAACAUCUUUUUUUUUCCUUUUACUCCCUAUGUGUAAAAUAAACUGUUUAGAAUUU